This is a messenger RNA of Stylonychia lemnae, 2541 nucleotides long. Lineage: Eukaryota; Ciliophora; Spirotrichea; Sporadotrichida; Oxytrichidae. The record is from the annotation of a GenBank genome assembly.
AUGGAGGAUAAAUAAGCCAAAAAUAGUGAGUUAAAUGUCACCCAAGACUCAUAAUCACCGACUCCACCCAAGAGAAACAGACCCAGAUAGAGUAAUAGCAAAAUGAGUCAAUAGGUGAUGGAUUCGAAUCAGAGUGACUAGGAUGAGCAGUACUCAGAUAUCGAAAGAAUUCGAGCCAAAAAGAAAGAUAAAUAAAUUGAGCAGAAGGCAGUAUAGAAAUUGGGGAUUAAUAAUCUUGAUGACUUGAUGGAGUUAUUUGAGGAUGAUGAGAGGGAAAAAUUUUUGGAUAUGUUUCGCGUCAAUAAGGUUCUGGGCAGUGGAGGAUUUGGUGUGGUCCUCUCAGUCAAGGAUCUAUAGUGCAAUAAAAAUGUAGCUCUAAAGAUAGUAUAUAAAAAGGAUUAAAAGGCAGAGAUGCUGAGGGACGAGUACGACAUUCUCAAAGAACUUCAACACGAGAACGUCAUCAAAAUAUAUAGACUUAUAAACUUCUAGAAUUUUCUGAUGAUUUCUAUGAAAUUAACAAAGGAUAAUUUGUCUGACUUUGCCAGUAGAAGACGAAAAUAAGGUUAGCCUUUGACUGAAGAAGAAUGUGCUUAAAUUAUGUAGGGUAUAUUUAAAGGAGUCGCAUAUCUACACAAUGAGAAGGACAUCAUUCACAGAGACCUAAAACCACCAAAUAUUGUGGUUCAUAGUUAUAAUGAUCUUGGUAAAUGCAAACUCAUCGACUUUGGUAUUGCGACUUAUAACCGAAAAGAAAGUUUGAGGAAAUAUGGGAAUAUAGGUACAUUGAUAUAUUAACCUCCUGAGCAAAUGUCUGACAUAUGGGCUCUAGGUAUAGUGACUUAUACAAUAUUAACAGGAAAGCAUCCUUUCGUAGUUUCAGAUGAUGCAACUGAGGAAGUGAAGGACAAAAUCAUGAAGUUCAAAGAAUUUAAAUUUCCGUCGACAAUGUCAGACCUUGCUAAACAUUUUAUCUCUAAGCUUUGCACCCACGAGUAGUCUCAUAGAUAUUCUGCGAGUGAAGCGCUCAAGCAUCCCUGGAUAACUAGAGAUUUAAACUCAAAGCCUCCUCUCACCAAAUAGGAAAAAUCAAAUUAACUUGGUGAGUAACUUAUGAUCGAGGAUAAACUUAGAAAAGUCCAAUCAGUUAUUUAUUUUCUUUCAGUGUCAAAGCUAUAGAAUGCCAAGAAUUAAUAAAGUGCUCCUUUAAUAGAUUAAAGAUACCUCUUUAAACUACGGACAUAGGAUAAUGUACUUGAUGUGAGUCCUAAUAAAUCAAACAAAAUGCGUUAGAGUUCAUUAUAAAGAAGAAUAACAGUGCCAAAAAUUGAUGUGUAAAAAACUAGCUCUCUUGCUCGAAAGGAUAGACUAAAAGAAAAGGAUAGGGAGAAUGAAAGAUCCUCUAUAAUCGCAAAGUAAGGCACCCACGGGGAUGAGUCAAGCAACAGCUCAAUGAAAGAUUACAUGGAAUACACUAAAAAUGGGUAAAUUGAACUGCUAUCCCCAGAUGUCAAAGAAUUCCUGAGGAAAAAUAGGAUAAAGGCAGGAAGGGAUGAUUCAAAGUCAGGCAGAAGUUCGAAACGUUCAAAUGCCUCCAAGAAUAACACUCAAAAUAAUUUUCACGCAAAUUCAAGGAAAAGUACCAUUAAUGAGAAUAGUCAACUCCUAAGUGUCCCUGAAAAGAAACGAAAGAAAACCUUUUCUUCAAGUUCAGGAUAAGGGCAUCAUAUAUCUGGCGAUAGAUCUGCUAGUUUAUCUCCUUCCUCUCCGAUGGAGUUGAGGAUGAAUGUUUCAGGUAACUUUAGUGACUUCAUGUCCUCUGAUGAUGAGAGUCAGAAGGAUGGAAGUAGCUCAUCACUUAUAAAGAAUCACAAGGUAAAACAUUUCAAUUAUGGAACGAAUCAAAGUAAAAAGACUAUCAUUAAUUCUAGUAAUAAUAAUAAACUUCCUGAGAUUGAGGAGAAUAAGUCAAUACAAGCAAAGAAUUAAUAGCCAAAGGAGAUUCUUCAAAAGAUAAAAUAGUAAAGAGUUGAGGUUAAGGAGGGAAAGCAUUCUAAUAAAUUUGGUGGUGGAAUUAGUUCAGGAUAAAAUACAUCUUAGACAUUUUACGAUUCAAAGACAAACUCUCUCUCUUAAAACUAAAAGCGAAAGUUAUCUAAACCUCCCUCAUUUCAAGAAACCCUCGAAUCUCAGAAAACGGGCAGUCUGAUAUAAAUGAUGCAUGAGUAAAUCAAAGACGAAGAGGAAAAGAGGCGAGCCUUCGGGAAAUCAUAAGUAAAAUAAAAAUCCUUCAAGCCCGGAGGCCAAGGGAAUAAUUAUGGUGUCAAUUAACAUCGAGCUACUUCAUCGUAUGGUACUUACUAAAAUAGCAAUCAAUCUGACCUCUUUGCUGGAGGAGUAGUUAAUAUAGAGUUUUUACAAGGGAAUAAUGGAAAGAAUUAAAAUAUUCAAAACAAUCUUAUCUAAUCUUAAAAUAAAAACAAGAUACCAUCACCAUAAAGAGCUCAGAUUAAUCUGUUUAAGAAGAUGUAAAAUCAAUGA